Carassius gibelio (silver crucian carp) is the source of this 6050-nucleotide messenger RNA. RefSeq names its product E3 SUMO-protein ligase ZBED1-like. The record is from RefSeq and is a predicted model, not a curated record. The transcript is spliced from 2 exons. Gene Ontology annotation, molecular function: DNA binding; protein dimerization activity. Bases 4073 to 5947 code for a protein of 624 amino acids. NCBI's taxonomy places the organism in Eukaryota, Metazoa, Chordata, Actinopteri, Cypriniformes, Cyprinidae.
AAAUAUUAGCGUAGAUGCCAUUCUUCUAAUGAUGUAACAAGUACAUAGGGUGUUAUGGGAAGUGUUCCCGGUUCCGGUUUACCUAAUUAAUGCAGCCUAAAAAUCCUUUAACUGAUUUGGAUAUUAAAAGCAUAUUAGUAUGUUACGUGUAAGCCAGGUUAAAGAGAUGGGUCUUUAAUCUAGAUUUAAACUGCAAGGAUUAUAAUGUAAAAGGAGCUCAUUCAAAUACUGAGGUGCAAAACCAUUCAGGGCUUUAUAAGUAAUAAGCAAUAUUUUAAAAUCUAUACAAUGUUUGAUAGGGAGCCAGUGCAGCGAUGACAGGACCGGGCUAAUAUGGUCAUACUUCCAGGUUCUAGUAAGAACUCUUGCUGCUGCUUUUUGGACUAACUGUAGUUUGUUUACUAAGCGUGCAGAACAACCACCCAAUAAACAUUACAAUAAUUUAACCUUGAGGUCAUAAAUGCAUGGAUUAACAUUUCUGCAUUUGACAUUGAGAGCAUAGGCCGUAAUUUAGAUAUAUUUUUGAGAUGGAAAAAUGCAGUUUUACAAAUGCUAGAAACGUGGAUUUCUAAGGAAAGAUUGCUAUCAAAUAUCACACCUAGGUUCCUAACUGAUGACGAAGAAUUGACAGAGCAACCAUCAAGUCUUAGACAGUGUACACAAGCUGUAAUACUGUGGCUUGAAAUGUCUAUAGACUUCAGUGCAUUGAGGAAUGUUCACAUGAAUCAUGUGAAAAUACCUUACAUAAGUUGAUCUUUUUGGUAUUGAAAGAUUUUCAAGACUGUACACCGUAUAGAGUAAUCAUUUACAUGAAAAUAAGUAAUAUCACAAACUUUCAGCUUUCCAUGCUGUAAACAUUUUGGUUGGUUGUCUAGUAAUGACUGAUGGCUUCUAUACAGUGGAUUGUGAUUGGUUGCUGCUACAGGGAAGGAAUGUUAGGAGGCUGAUAAUACAGUAAUUAUGGUGAGGGAUUGAUCGGGAAUUGUCAGUUUGGCAGAUGGGUUGUUGAAUAUAAGACCCUAAAAAUAUAUAAUACAUUAUUUAUGAGUAGGUGAUGAUUCAGCACAAAGCACUGCUUCCAGCUUGAAUGAUUUGCUUUCAAAAAAUGAGAAAUUAUGUAAAAUUGACUCCUCCUUUAGAUCGAACUGUCUAUGUCUAUAUGUUGUGUAACUUAAUACUUUUCUUAGAAAUCAGACAAUAAUUUGCAAAUACUUUUGUUCAGAUAGAGCUCACAGUGGUUUGAUUGAACUGGUAUGCUUAGGCUGUGACAUUUUGUGGCAUGAUUUCAUUGCAUCCUUUUAAAGACAACAGCUUAUGCAAAGUCUGUUGUUUUUUUUUUAACUGUCCCUUCCCUACAAAAAUCAGAAGUCUCCACAUUCCUUAAAUCUUGCUUAACAAGCUAGGCCCUCAUUCCUGACUCACAAUGACUGAGCUUUAAAACACAUUUAGAAAGCCUAACUGUUCCUCUCAGACUUAUAAAUGCUCUGAAGCCAUGGAAUUGAGGACGAGGGGCAAAUAAUGAGAGUAAAGGUGGCUAUUCUCCUACCCCUCUCAAUAGUUUCUCCCUCAUUAUAAGACAAAUCAUUUGCCACAGACUACAAUGCUGGCCUAGGUCUCUAACUUUUAUAUUAGCUUAUUCUUACAUAUUCUAUUAAGCACAAUAAAUUAUGGAUCCCCACAAUUCCUGUUUUUUGCGGAACUGACUGUUAGCACUUUCCCCUCUCUCUCUACUGCCGGUUCAAGCAUUAAUGGAUGCGGCAAGGCUUGCACCAGGUCCUGUUAAUGGUCCAGCACUCCUAAUUUAAGGCUAAAAAUACUCCGAGAUAUAAAGAGAAAGAAAUUGGUGGGGGAAGGCAGGGUGGAGAGCAGUGGACAGCAGGACUCUGGUUCAGGGCAGUUGUUGCAAAGAACUAACAGCUGAGCCCAAUAGAAGACUUGAGUCCACUGGGAAGGAAGGAAGUGCACUGAUUGGGAUGAUUGCCAAAAAUUCUUGUGUCUACAUUCUUUAUGAAAUGCAGGAUGUUGAAAAGGUUUAUUCUAUUUAAUACAGGGGAAGUUUUUUAUCUUCUUUUUUUUAUCUGUGCCCUAGAUUGGAGGAUGCAGUCCUUAUAGACAAUCCAAAUCUGUCCCUGUAUCUUUGAAUAAAGUGUAUAGUCUUUAAGCAUUCAUUACAUCAUCUUUUGAAGGGCUUAACAAUAAGGAUGACUCACUGGGCAGUGCUCAAAUUCUUGAACAUGUGUUUUUAUGUCUUGUUACAAAUUGAGUAUUGUUGCAAGUUUUGCUGAUUUAAAUGAAGCGUAAGAUAACAUUCUAUAGCUGGCUAACAGAUAACGAUUUGUUGCAAAUGACAAAACUAUCUUGGGUUCACAUGUUAAUUCUUUUCUUUUGUGCUAUAUGGUAUUGUUUUUCAGCAAGUGAUUUUAUAAAUUUAGCAGAUACGCUUAGCUUAUGAGAUGAGACUACAUCAUAAUGGGUUCAUGAGAACCAGAUGAGAUGAUAUUUUAAGACUGUAUUCUAUUAAUUGUCCUUUCAAACCACCUGUUACCUGGUAACACGUGUUCUCAUUUAAAAUCUUAAUAUUUAAUAUCUUUUGCUGGCUUUUAAGGGACACACAUACAUUCUGAAUGUUGCCACGUCCAUCUUUACGCAAUCAAAUAAACUGGACAUGGUGUCGUAAACGUUGGCAGAUUAAAAACAGCAAAUGCUGCGAAAGAGGUUCAUACAGUCAGCCAGUGAUGGAAAAGCUCAUUGUUUGUUUGUGCACUAAGAUGGAAGCCAGAUCAGUAAGCAUCAUUCAGAAUCCAUUACUGCUACCAUUUCCUCCCUAUUAAGGCCUAUUUUCUCUGGAUUAUAUGGCAUUUGCAUGCAAUUUUAGAGUAACAUGGCUUAUUCUGCAGUGGUUUGAAGAAUAGUUCUUGGCAGGUUGUACCUGCGUUUGCUGGGGAAGUGCUUAGGUGAGCAGUCAUUGGUCAUAUCCUAGUCUACAUUUACUAUUAACAUGAUGUAAGCAUGGUGCAGUUAAAGUUCCUUAGUUACAAAGCCUGUCAAAAAGGACUCUUGGGAUGGGGGAAAUCUGUUGGCAGUUUAGGAUUAAAACAGAAAACCCCUCCCCCUGCCAGUUUUAAUCCCAUCAAUGCCUUGUAUUGAUGUAGGUCUCUCAGGGAAGAACCAGACUGCAAUGCCUCAUGUGGUAUAAAGCAACAGAUGUAAAGGACAUUGCUGCUUGUUAUUUUGAGACCAUAAUAGUGUUUAAGAUUUGGAUUUACGUCAGAGAUCAGUUUAGAAUAAAGUUUUCAGUCAAGCUCGGCUGCCACAUGGAGAAACUAUUAUUUAAAAACCUAUAGAACCGCUUCUGACUUACCCCACCAGGUUCAGACUUAAGAACUUAUGGCCUGUUUCCACUGAACAGUACAGUUCGUUACAGUACAGUACGGUACGCAAUUAUUUCUGUUUCCUCUGUCAGAAGUUGUGAAUGGAACCAAAAUAGCGAACCGUACCGUACCACUUUUUUGGUGCACUUCCAUUAAGGGAACCUAGCACAGCAAAGGGUACUAAAAGGGCGUAGCUAAACUCACCGCAGAAGGUUGAUUGGUUGAUUAUAAUCGCUACUUUUCCCUGAUUCAAGGGGAUAAAGCUUCACUUUCACUCAUUCUGCUCUACUGUGAGUGUUGUUGUUUUUUUUACAUCAGAGUCCGCAAACACAAAAAAAAUUAUUUCAUAUUUUCACACAGACAAUAGCCGUUCCUCAGUAUGCAUCAAUAAACCUGCAUCAUUUUCAAAAUAUUUCUGUUAUUGUGUCAUGAAAUGAAGUUUUAAGAGUUUUUCAGGAGAUAAUGUAAUUGUUUAAAAUGCAAAUCUGCGGUUUAUUUAUAAAGAUUUCGGAGCUCCAGACGAUCACAGGGCGCUAAGUGCUCCUAUAUCUGCCUAAAGCAGCUUUAGCUCGGCUACUCCUUCUGACAUUUGCCGCUGGCUAAUGUCUCUGUAGUGAUUAAACAUGAGAUACAAUUUGUUUUGGGUUGGUUAUAUUUAACAGGCAUUCGAGUAGCGUCCUUCCACUUAAAGAGUUGAUACAAUGGCGUUGGUAUUGGUUGCUAAAAAAGGUACUACUUCGCCUAUAUGGCAUUUUUUUGGAUUUAGACCUGAUGAGAGAGGGCAGCCAAGGGACCUGACUGAAGCUGUGUGCAAGAUCUGCUCAUGUGUCAUCCGCGCAAAAGAUGGGCAGACGACCAAUCUUCAUGACCACUUGCGUGUUCGCCAUCCAGCAGAAUAUGCCACUUUGCCUGCACGUGCUGGACCUAGCAAAAAAGCUAGCCAGGGUCAGCAGACGAUAACUGGGGCUUUUGCAAAAGGCACUAAAUAUAAAACCGACAGUGACAGAUGGAGGCAGUUGACAGAUGCGGUAACUCGCUUCCUGGCCAAAGAAAUGGUUUCGUUCAAUACAGUAGAGAAGCCGUCCUUCAAGGCCAUGCUGCAUACCUUUGAUAAACAGUAUGAGCUGCCAGGUCGGAAAUAUUUCUCAAAGACGGCUAUCCCAAACCUUUUCAACGAGGUUAGAAGUAACAUCAUGAAAGAGCUGGGUGAUGUAGAAUAUUUGGCCCUGACAACGGACAUGUGGUCCAGCUGUAAUAUGAUGCCCUACAUGUCAGUGACAGCGCAUUAUAUAAAUAAAGAGUGGACACUGCAGUCCAAAUGCUUACAAACUUGUUUCAUGCCCGAGAGCCAUACAGCAGAUAAUUUGGAAGAAGCACUGCGCGAGGCAAUAAAUGACUGGAAACUACAAGAGAAACAAAUUGCCUGUAUAACUACCGACAAUGGGGCGAAUAUUGUUGCAGCCAUCCGGCAGUUGAAAUGGCCAUGGUUAAGUUGCUUUGGGCACAACUUGAACCUGGCCAUAAACAACUCGCUUGCGCAACAGAGGGCCAGCACAGACCGAGCUUUCGGGGUUUGCCGGGCAGUCAACACUGCGUUUUCGCACAGCUGGCUAAGGCGACGUGAACUGCAGAAAGCACAAGUGGAAAUGAAACUCCCUGAGCACUCACUGAUCACGGACUGUGCAACACGAUGGGGCUCAAAACAGCAAAUGGUGGAGAGAAUUCUGGAGCAGGAGCAAGCCAUCAAACGUGUGUUUGCCCAAGACAAAAGCCGCCGCCCACUCCCCCAGCUGACAUGGCAAGACAUGACUGUUCUGGAAUCUGUGAACAACGCGCUGAAGCCAGUAGCGGACUUCACGGACAUUCUCUCUGGAGAAAAUUACGUAACGGUGUCCUCACUGCUGCCCAUGUUGGCCCAUUUAGAAGGUGUGCUGGAGGAGUCAGUUGAUGAUUCCAGCCAACUGACAGCCGACCUGAAGCGUGUCAUCCUGGAGCAGAUGGAAGGCAGAUAUGGUGAUGACACCAUCCAGAGGAUGAUGCGUAAAGCAACGCUGCUUGACCCAAGGUACCGAGGGGACCAUAUGAAACCUCCAGAACUUCAUUCUACAAAAUCUGAAAUAAUGGAAGAGACUGUGAGAGAGAUUGAUCUGUCGCUGCCAAGGCCAACACCAGGUCCCUCACAUGCUGGAGAAGAUGUAGAGGAACCAGAUGCCGGCGUCGCCACCGUGCCUAAGAAAAAAAAGUGGUCUUUAGGCAGCCUUCUUGCGAAGAGAGCAGCCACAGCAGCUGCAGCCAAGCUCACUGAUGAGCAAAAGGUCGAGUCAGAAAUGACCAUUUACCUGCAGGAAAUGGCCAUCGAUGGGGAAGAGGACCCACUGACUUGGUGGAAAACGAACGAAAAAAGGUUUCCGUUCAUGGCCAGAUUAGCACGGAAAUAUCUGUGCAUAUGUGCUACCAGUACUCCUUCAGAGCGGGUCUUCAGCACAGCGGGGAGUGUAGUUACUCCAAUUCGCAGCUUAUUGAAACCAGACAAAGUGAACAUGUUGGUAUUUCUGGCCAGAAACAUCGAAAUUUAAACAUGGUAUAUGUAUGUAAAUCCCGCGUUUCGGUCUGAUUGUCGUUCCCGUUUUCUUGUUCUUUGUUGUUCUUCUGUGUUUUAAUAAAUUUGUGUUAUCUGAA